AUGAAGUCUUGUUAAAUUGAAGAAGAGGAUAUGCAUCCUACAACUUAACCAGGGUUUAUUACUGUUGUAGUUAAAGUAAGCUGUAACAUUUUCACAAAUGUGACAAGCAUCAAAAUAGAUCCAUAAAUUCCAUUUAACUUAUUUUGCAAUUUAGUUAAAGAGAUGAUAUUCUCGUCAAUUGAUUAAAAGUAAGCCGACACAAAUUUUGAAUACAUAAAAUAGAACUAAGUAAUUGAAGAGAAAGAAAUAAAAAGUUUAUUAGAAUUGGGAUUUACAAAUCAAGAUGUUUUGGAAAUUAAAUUUAAAUUGAGGGGUGGCUGA
Paramecium tetraurelia is the source of this 321-nucleotide messenger RNA. RefSeq lists its product as uncharacterized. NCBI's taxonomy places the organism in Eukaryota, Ciliophora, Oligohymenophorea, Peniculida, Parameciidae. The record is from RefSeq and is a predicted model, not a curated record. The transcript is spliced from 2 exons.